AUGUCAGCUUGUGAGCAGAAAGGACAAGAGAGUAAGACAGAAGCUGAGGCACGUGACAUUGAGGAUGACGAUCUUGAAAGUGAUGAAUUGCGUUCCGCUUAUUCUUAUUAUACGGAUCUACUUGAUGAAUCAAUCAAACUUCCCAAUGUUAUUCAACUUAUGGUGAUUUUUUUCAUUGCCAAUAUGAUGUUUAUAUACUACACUCAGAAGAUAGAUCAAGACAACGGAGAAUCUGAUCCUAUGUGGCCUUUUAUAUAUGGAGGAUUGGCUGUUAUUACGGCUUUAGUCGAAGUCAUUAUGCUCUGUAUCAUUUCUUAUAGAAAUUAUAAGGCAAAAGUGAACGGGGCUGAGGAUGAAGAGGAGAAGAAAGCUAUUUCAAAGCCUCAGCUUCCUGAAUUCAGUCUCAUAUACUCUAUUUUCGUUCCAUUGACUGUCACUUUGAUGUAUUUUCCAUCCAAAAUGCCGGUCAUUAUUGCUUGUAUUGUUCAGGUGCCUUAUAUGAAUCCUAUCGUUAGAAUCUUGGUUUCUUACGUCGCCAUGUACCAAAUUGGUUCUGGUCCUUACACGAUUACUUUUUAUGAGAUGCUCAGUACCCCCAUUGUGUUCGCAUCUUCGUAUACUUUGCUAGAACAUUUCAUCGCCUCGUCCCUUUCUGUUACUGAGAGAAGCAUGUUUUCAUAUCUAGUCGUUGCUUUAUUAGUAUUUGCCGAUGAGUCUACCUGUGAUAUAUCGCUUGUCAUCUUCCAGAAGCUUGUUCUGGCAUUUGGUAUUAGUUUGGCAUUGACUUCUUGUCUUGUUGGUUUCUAUAAAUCUCGUCAGCAAGGCACUUUGCUAAAGAAAGUGACCCUUUUACUCAUUUACGUUGUUUUUAUUGGAAGCGGUUUCACGCUUUCCUAUAGAUUCCUCAAGCCAAUAUUAGGCAAAGCCCCUUGGUUUUGGAUAGCUGAAUAUAUUGCUCAGGAUGCUGUCAAGUCGACAAUUUUCAAAGCGUGGAUCACUUCCUCGGUGGUGUUGGUUCCCUCCAUUCUUUAUCUGGCUAAAAAGAUUCCAUUUGGCUUUAGAAGAAAAAUCUGGCAUUUUGUCACUUUGACUGCCUUGGGAUAUCCAAUAACAGUGGAGCCUCAACUAACAUCGCUUGCUCUUGUGGGCUUGUUCUGUAUUUUCGCUAUUGUGGAGCUCAUCAGAGCCAACAAUCUUCCUCCAUUUGGAGGUUUCAUCCGCAAGAUCUUAAUUCCUUUUCAGGAUAGAAAAGAUACUGAAGGUGCGUACGUUCUUUCUUAUUUAUUUUUGGUUCUAGGUGUUGCUUUACCUCUUUGGCUCUCAAAUUGUACCGGUACUCAAGGUUCUGUCAUUGGAUUGGUGGUGCUAGGAUUGGGAGAUUCGUUUGCCUCUCUUAUAGGAAAGUCUAUGGGACAAUUGUACUGGCCAGAAGCUUCGAAGACCAUUGAAGGUUCUUUCUUCUUUUUCUUCUUCACAGCAUUCGCCUUAUACACUUACCAGAACGUGGGUGAGAAUUCUUAUGAUAACUAUUCUCUUCUCCUCACACCUGUUAUUACCGCUAUCUUGGAGGGCAAUAUGAGCAUGAAUGAUAACGUUGUGGUUCCUGUGAUAGGUUUAAUUUGCUUGGAUUUGAUUCAACAAGUUAGAUAUUAA
This is a messenger RNA of Brettanomyces nanus, 1653 nucleotides long. RefSeq lists its product as uncharacterized. Gene Ontology annotation, molecular function: dolichol kinase activity. NCBI's taxonomy places the organism in Eukaryota, Fungi, Ascomycota, Pichiomycetes, Pichiales, Pichiaceae. Bases 1 to 1653 code for a protein of 550 amino acids. The transcript is spliced from 3 exons. Gene Ontology annotation, biological process: dolichyl monophosphate biosynthetic process. Gene Ontology annotation, cellular component: endoplasmic reticulum membrane. The record is from RefSeq and is a predicted model, not a curated record.